GUCUUACGUUUCUAUACCGUAGAAUGUUUCAAGGCGACUGGUUGACCACGGCUUUAUGUGCAAAGCCGCCUAAUUCAAACCCUUUUCGAAAGCAACUUGAGAGCAAUUCAAGACAGACUGGACCUCGCCCGGCUAGCGACACAACCAACAAAUCAUUCAUUUCCAACGUCCAACAAUGGGGUUUGAUGGUAGAAGAAGAUUCUUAGCGCCUUGUUCGCGUUGCCACUAGACCUCUUGUGACUACACUUGCUCCUUAAACAGGAUUUCUUGCGGCAUUGGGAUUGGACCUUACCACGCAUGUGCAGGGAUCCGUUUUCAGAAUUAUGACUUCGAGAUUUGUGAACCCAUCACCACAGACUCACUCGUACAACUGAACGAUUUAAUGGCCAACAUAUUUGGCAUUGGACCCCUCUCAAUCUCACAAGUAAAGUUCAUAACCAUCCAACCCUGAUCAUGAGAGUUCCCCACUUUUAUUCAUCUUAAGAAGGUGCACCUUCCAAGGUUCCUUCAAAUCCCGUCCGUAGAGAGUCAUUUUUCUCAGGUACGUGACUUGAGUCCAAAAUACAAGGAAUCUGGUUCUUGAUAUGCCCAAGAAAGCUCGUGGUGCUCUUCCCGGAGCCAUGUCACUUCCUGGGGACAAUACACAACUUCCAGUUUACCGAAUUGUUGUGGUUGGCGAUGGAGGGGUGGGAAAAUCUGCCAUGACUUUACAGCUCAUCCAGAAGACGUUUGUGAUCGAGUACGACCCCACCAUAGAGGAUAACUAUAACAAACAUUGGGAGAUCGACGGAAAGAUUUGUUUGCUCAAUGUCCUGGACACCGCUGGUCAGGAAGAGUACAGCGCCAUGCGAGAACAGUUCCUUCGUCAAGGUGAUGGCUUCCUUAUCGUAUAUUCUGUCACUGAUACGACCAGCUUUGAAAGGAUCCCCAAUUUCAGGGAUCAGAUCAUAGCUGUGAAAGGAAAGGAAUCCCUUCCCAUGAUUUUGGUGGCUAAUAAAGUGGACCUGAACACCCGACGGAAAAUCACCGAGGAGCAAGGCCUGGAAAUGGCUCAAAAGCUUGGGAUGACAUACAUCGAGACCUCCGCCAAGGACCCUCCUCAAAACAUUGACGAGGCAUUCAGACAGAACAAUUACAAACAAUGACCUACCAUUUGCCAAGAAACUUAAUGUCAAGAUAUCACCUGCUAUGAUGAAUGCAAAAAGUCCCUUCGAGGGUUAUACAUGUUCUUUCGACUAGAUGCUGCAAAAACGAUAUUUGUCAACCUAAAACCCGUACUUUCUUCGCCUUUUCUCCUUGUUUCUUUAAUUACUAACUCACCACCUUCUGUCUACAAACCUGCACACAAAUCAAGCAAGCCAUUAGAUGGGUCAAAAUAAUUGUUGGCAUAUGGGUACUCUUUAAAACAGAAUAUCAUUAAUGAAAUUAAAGUUAAUUUUCAAAUUUUAGUCCCAGGUGUCUCAAUCAAUAGUCAAAAGAAAAAUACUUGCCAAAAAUGUUUUAGGUUUGUCUCAAAGCAUAAUGUGUUUAUGCAUUUUUCAAAUAUGAACUUCCUGUACAAUUGGACUUGUUUUUUUUUGUUUUUUGUUUUUUCCUUGCUAAUUCUCGGGUCUUUAAUCGAAUUCGCGAAGCAAGGGACUGAAAUUUCCUGUAAGUCAAGUAAUGCCAUAUUUUAUAAAAUAUUUGGUCAUGCAAAGCGUUCGAGCGUGACUCCCUUGAACAAAAGAUUGGUCUGGGAUUGUUAAUAAAAAAAAACGAUCCAGGUCUCGUCUGUAACUUAACAUUGGAAACAAGAUUCUUGUUGGAGGAGUAAAAAAGCAGGUCCAUCU
Tigriopus californicus is the source of this 1829-nucleotide messenger RNA. RefSeq names its product ras-related protein M-Ras-like. NCBI's taxonomy places the organism in Eukaryota, Metazoa, Arthropoda, Copepoda, Harpacticoida, Harpacticidae. Gene Ontology annotation, molecular function: GTP binding; GDP binding; GTPase activity. Gene Ontology annotation, cellular component: plasma membrane. The record is from RefSeq and is a predicted model, not a curated record. Gene Ontology annotation, biological process: signal transduction.